AUGGUCGUUCUAGGACAUAGACAUGCGUCGUCGACAGAGCAUGCAGGGAGGGGACACGUUGUGUGGAUUGGGGGAACGGCUCUUCUAUACUUUCCCAAGCUCUUCUCUCGUGGCCCAUCGCCCUAUCGCAAGCUCUUCUUCAUCCCUAUCCUCUGCGCAAACAUCUGGAUACUUCUGGCCUACGGUUUUAUGUCCAGGAAUGGUCUACAUGGUUCCAAUCUGUACGUCGUCAUCAACCCUCGUGAAUCUGAAUCUACAUUGAGCUCAUUGCCUAGGCACGUGAUGUCCACGUCUAGAUUUGGCCACCAUGCUGACAUUCCCGUUACCAACUUCAUUUCCCGCGCUGAUGUUACCGGACAAGCAACAGGCCAUGGAAGGAAGCUUGCGGCCUCGGCUCUGACCCUUACUAUAUCGUGGGUCAUGUUCACGAAUCCCAAGGUGGUUUUACCAGCGCUUACGUCUUCGCAGGUUUUUUCAGUCUGUUCUUCCUCCACAAGCGUGUUCGUGCUCGUCGCGAGUCUCGUCUCAGACUGGAAGGUGCUGAGGUGGGUCAGGUGGUUCCAAACAACGACUACAGCGCCACUUCGCGUCCUCGGCCCCAGCGCCCUGUUUAUGAUCCCCCAGAUGCCCCCAUGGCCAGGUGGAUCUUCUGAGCUGAAUGCAGUGCCGUAA
Molecule: messenger RNA, 672 nt
Organism: Laccaria bicolor S238N-H82
Lineage: Eukaryota; Fungi; Basidiomycota; Agaricomycetes; Agaricales; Hydnangiaceae
Exons: 5
Coding region: 1-672 (223 amino acids)
Source: RefSeq, a predicted model, not a curated record